Messenger RNA from Labrus bergylta (ballan wrasse), 1057 nucleotides. NCBI's taxonomy places the organism in Eukaryota, Metazoa, Chordata, Actinopteri, Labriformes, Labridae. The record is from RefSeq and is a predicted model, not a curated record.
AUUCUAUUUUUCAGAUGGAGAACAUUCUUUUAAGUGAUCGUGGUAAUCUUUUUUUCUUCUAUUUCAGGCCUGUAAAAACAUUUAAAGAUUCUGUGGUCUUUAGAUGAGAUUAGAUAUUUUACAUUUUAACACCACACGCCUGCAUGGGUCCACAAAAAAAAACCUUGAAAGUUGAAAUUUGUCAAUUUACAUUCACGCAUGCAGCUCACCCCGGUAAAUGCAGGAUAUUUUCUGGAGUAUUUUCAGUGAAAACACCAUUGAACCAUACUAACACAUAUUCAAAGGCAAAGUCCUCCUAAAAGAUGGACAACAAAUGGAAAUUCAAGACUUGUUAAAAAAAAUCAGUCUUCGUGUGUCACAGUACAUCAGUGUUAGUGUGUGAUUCCAUUCAGGUCACCUUCGUCUGUCAGACUUUGGACUCUCCCGACGGCUAAAACGAGGAGGAAGAUUGUUCACCAUAUGUGGCACGAUCCAAUACAUGGCUCCUGAAGUUUUAAGGGGUGGUCCAUACAACCACGGUGCUGACUGGUGGUCUCUUGGCAUUUUGUUGUUCUCACUGGUGACAGGAGAGUUUCCAGUUCCUGCAGAGCCAGACCACAGAAGCAUGUUUAGCAAAGUCAAUGAUUUUCCUUAUGCCAUACCCAAGACCUCCAGUUCUGCUCUGACUUUUCUGCUCUCAGAGUUAUUGUGCAAGAAUCCAGCAAACCGGCUUCGUAACCUGGAGUGUUUUAAGAUGCAGGCCUUCUUCAGGGGCACUUCAUUCGACUCUCUUAUUCUUCAAAAGAAGCCUGUCAAAGUCAUCCUGGAGCUCAGGACUCAUCCCGACUGGGCAGCCAAAGCGAUAAGAGGCCUUUCAUUGGACUAUUUAGAUCACUUUGACUGUGAUAGAAUCCUUCGCUCUCCCACAACUCCCACUGAACAAUCUCCCAGUUUGGUCGACAUGGACCUGAGCCCAGGCACAGAGCAGACAUGUGAAACAUAAGACUACUCUCUGACUUUGUGUCAGAAUAUAAGAGCUGACUGGAAAUGAGAUACUCUGCUGCAAAGUAUUUAUUUA